Acytostelium subglobosum LB1 is the source of this 618-nucleotide messenger RNA. RefSeq lists its product as hypothetical. The transcript has a single exon. The coding region runs from base 1 to 618 and encodes 205 amino acids. The record is from RefSeq and is a predicted model, not a curated record. Lineage: Eukaryota; Evosea; Eumycetozoa; Acytosteliales; Acytosteliaceae.
AUGGAUGAAAUGAAGCGCCAGAUCAGAGAACAGAACACUCAGAAGGACUACUUCAAGUCCGAGAUGAACGAGAUUGGAAAGGAUGUGUCGAGCAUGAGCGACAAGCUUACGCGCAAGAUUGACGACUCGGCGCGCAAGAUCAGCGACUCGACCUACGACCGCAUCAAGGACCUCCAGAACCACAUCUCCAACUUCCAGCUCGACUUGAGCUAUCUCAAGUCAGACAUCACCAACAUCAAGAUGGACGUGAAGGACUGCAACAAGAGACUCAUGGACACACUGCACGAGCUCAGGGCGGUGAACAACAGCAACAAGCACCUGGCCGAGCAGGAGCACAUUGACAACUCAUUCAAUGAGAUCAAGCGACUGCUGGACACAUCCAACAAGGACGCUUCAUUUGGUGGCUCAAUGAUGAAGAAGCUCUAUCCCAUCGAUGCACUCUCCAACAAGUUGUUCAAUGUCGAGGAGAAGAUCGACACUAUGGGCACCAAUCUGGUGGAGCACAUCGAGACUCUCAAGACUGAGCUCCUCAAUCAGAGUACCACUGUCGCUGCUGGCACUGUCACCGAGGAGAAGGAGAAGAAGAAGACCACUGCAACAAGGAAGAAGGCCAGUUAA